GAUGUUCAAAAUGGAGUCGGCUUCGUGACAGCGAGGCAUUGCAACGUGGCCGGAUGAUUAAAACCCAGAUAAUUGCGUGGUGUUUUUCGAUUUAGAACAUUUGUGUGCAUUUCCAGGAUCAUUGACAUCAAGGUGCCCAUUUCACGUUAAAUUCUUUAGAACAGGAUGUCAGCCAUCAUUGAAGAGCCCCAAACACAAUCAAAGCCUAAUGUUAUAGCAAGAGCGUAUAGACAUUUUAGUGAGCGUCAACAGUACUGGUUAGAUCGGGCCACACCCCACAACACAGGAAGAUGGGUUUUUUCAGUUGUCCUGGCAGCCCUGUAUCUACUCAGAGUCUAUCUUCUCCAGGGCUGGUAUAUAGUAACAUAUGCACUCGGCAUCUACCUGUUGAAUCUAUUUAUAGCUUUCCUUACACCAAAAAUAGAUCCUGCUCUUUUAGAUGACAAUGAUGAUGGUCCGUCAUUGCCAACGAAAGCAAAUGAAGAGUUUCGUCCUUUUAUGAGAAGAUUACCAGAAUUUAAAUUUUGGUACUCUGCUUCCAAGGCCAUAGUGGUGGCAAUGAUAUGUACAUUUUUUGAUGCACUUAACAUCCCUGUAUUCUGGCCCAUCCUCGUCAUGUAUUUCAUCAUUCUGUUCACCAUUACCAUGAAAAGGCAGAUAAAACAUAUGAUAAAAUAUAGGUAUCUGCCAUUCAGCCAUGGAAAAGCAAAAUACAAGGGCAAGGAAGAUUCUGGCAAAGUUGUCUCCAAUUAAAUACACCAGACAAUACAGGGAAGGACAUCGUUGGGUCAUCACCCCAUCGACUGUAGAGACCAUCGGUGCCAUGAUCUGUUCCAACAAAUGUGUACAGAACUUUUAACUGUUGUCAUAGUCAAAUGAAUUUGAUGUCCUGGAUGUUCUCAUGAGGAGAGUUUGAAAGUUGUACAUAGAGCUUGUGAGUUAUCUCCCCAGGGUACGUUGUAGUUACCCCCACUGUUCAUGUUAUGGUUGGACAAUGUACAAGGUUAAAGUCCUUGUGAUUUGUUUGCUUUUAGAAUGGAAAAGUACAAAAAUAAAUAUCAGGUUCAACAAUGGCUGUUUCUGUUUUGAAAAUUUUAAAAAAAUAUACUUGAUCAAUCACCUUGCAGUGUUUUUUGUUCUAUUCUUACACAAUCACCAUGUAAAGUUUUACUUUAAGGAUUACGCUCAAGUUUGCUAUUUUGUUUCUUGAAAUGUUGAUAUACCCGUACAAGCUUGUUUUUGACAGAAUAUGUUGCAAUUUAGUACAGGGACAUGUACCCUGUAAUGAAAAUCAGGUAACUUCUCAAUCAGUGUGAUUGGUGUGUUAUUCAUGAUGUAACAAAUCUAUGAUGCCAUUUGUGUCAUGAUACAGAUCAGUCUUGUGCUACGAUCGUUGAUCCAAUAAAUAUGUCUUCUUUUAUAACAUUCAUAGCAUAUGGAGGAGCAACUCUAAUGAGAAAUAUCCACUUGAUAUAUAAAACAAUCAUUCUUUAAGCAUCUGUUUUUAAAAUAGAUGAGCAGAUAUAUUUGGGAUGCUAUUAGUGUGAAAAAGCUUCAAUAUUGGCUCAGUACAUUGUAUAUAGUCCUAUUUAUGUCAGGUUGUUUGAUGCUCAAAUGUAGAUAAAAAAUUAAACAUUUUCAGAUGUAAUUGUCAUUUGAUCUUUUAAUGGGAAGAAGUAAUGCAACAGUAAUAACCAGAGUUUCUGUAAGUCUUAUGAACAAUGAAUGGUAACAUGCUCUGUUGAUGAACUGAGGGAAGGCAAACUGUAUGUAGUGUGUAUCUGAACAUUUUCAUGUAUGUUUUGUAAAUGGAUGUACAAAUGGGACUGCUCUGUAUCGUUGACCAUUGGUUCAUCCUACCAUGUGAUGUGGUGAAUCCACAAAAUAUCCAUCCUUUAUACCACUAGUAAUCAGAAAUAAUGAGUAUGUAGUUUAAGAUCUUGAGAAUCAAGGGAAUGUAUCCCCGAGUUUGUGAAGGUUUAGUAAAAAUACAUGCCCCAAAGGAUGUCAAAUUUCACCCAAUUCCCUUUUCAAAAUAUUUCCAGCCACGAGCAUGAAUGGUGAUUGUCCUGUUUUUCAUCCUACUUUGCUGUGAAAUUACCACAAACCAUCACAUUAACCAGAGAUAACACUGUAUAGACACAAGCACUGAGAGAGCUGAUCCAGUUUGAACAUUCACAUUGAUGUAGGUCCGUGGCUUGCUGUUAUAUAAUAACCAUCCAAGUACGAGGACAGCAAGUGUGCAGUAAUCUCUCCAGGAUUUACCUCGCAUUCCAUACUAAGUGCCCUUGGCAGGCAAAUUAGGAUAUAAAUGUUAUUUUGUUCAAAGUGGGAUUAUUUUUAACAUUUAUAUUUUCUUAUAUUCAGAAUACUUUACUAUUGCUUUCUGUGUAGUAGUAUGAAGCUUAAGAACCUUUUCCAAAGGUCCUCUUAUCAGUGAAAUACCAGUGUCUGCAAAAGUGUAAGCUGCCCGAGGAAAUGUAUUUGUCCGAAGUAUACUCUGCUAAUUAGAACUGCAAGUAUAAAGAUAAGCUGUAUCCAAGAAAAAUGUUUCAACAAUUCUCAUUUCAUCAUGAUGCAUCAUUAACUACAGAGUUAUGUGAUGCAUGAAAAAUCUAAAUUUGUCUUCAUACAGGUCCAUAUUCUAUAAAGGAGCUAUAUUCUGUCAAUAAGCAGCAUAUUUUUGUCUUAAAUCACAUAUUCUGAAGCUAAUUGUCCAAAAUACUGAUUCUUCAGUAAAGGGUGAAAAGGACAUGUCACUUUUUAUUCAGUGUGUCAGUGAUUUUAUUGCCAAAUUCUUUUUCAUGUUAUCUUUGAACUGACAUGUUUGAUGAAUGGUUUUGUAUCAAAGACCAUCAGUGUGUUUCCAGUUGAAUAAUAUAAAGUGUUUCUCCCUUGUAGAUCAGAGAAAAAUGAUACCAGGAGACAUUUUUUCUUUUGUGCAGCCUCACUAGAUUCACUAGGUUCCAGUUCUUGAUAAAAAAAGUAGAAAGCUUAGUAAUAUAUACACAUAUGUAUGUCUAGUCAAGAAACUGAUUUUAUAGUAAAGUUUAAUUUUGAUUUUAAUUUUUAAUGUAAUUUUCGCUUCAUAGAAAAUGUGAAUGUAUCCUCUUUCACAAUAUAUGUAGAUAGAUAUUGGUAAUAUCGGCAAUAGAAAUUAGCCUGGAAUGUCUUGUUGGCACAGACUAGCAUGUUAGUAAUACCUUCUAUUCCUGGAAUAGAUACACGUUUCUUUGAGUAGAUGUACGUUUCUAGUUGCUGCUCACCCAUAACCGGUUUUUAGGUUGAUGUUUAGAUAACCAGAUCUGAUAUUUUGGUGAAAUAUCGAGACCAUUGUAAUGGGAGAUGAGAAUCCCAGCUGUUUGAUUGUAUGUGUGUAGGUACACCACGGAGGCCAUGCUUUCAAAUGUCUCAGAUCUGCCAUCAAACUAUGCAUCAUCACUGUUUCCUGCAGAAAGAAAAUAUACUACACAUAAGAAGUUAAGGAACAAGACGUUAACUCUGGUUUUAAAGAAUCAGAUGUUCUUAACUUCCUUUGAGCGAAAUGUUUUCAGAGAUACUGUUCAGAUUAAAAUGUUUAGAUUUGUGUGUUCUAGGAUACCAUUUGAAGAGUCAGUAAAUGUUGAUUGUUUAGUGGAAUGUUUAGGGAUUAUGUAAUGUAGUGUUACUAUACAUGAUGAUCUGGUGAAAAAGUACAAUAUUCAUGGAUAUUGUCUUGUAUUUAUGUUCAAUAAAUGUAAGAAAUUUGAGAUGAUUCAGGAAAUACAGUAUUUACAUCAAAAAUAUUAUUUUGGGUGAACAAGUCAUUAACAAGUGGUAACAGGCUUGCGUGUGACAGACGAUGACUGAGCCAUAUGUGUGAUCGUAUGGUUCCUGCCUCAUGUACAGAGAUGAAUGCCAUAACACAUGUACAUAAACAUCACUAAUAUCAGAUUAUAAAAUAUUGAUAUCUGA
Molecule: messenger RNA, 3954 nt
Organism: Haliotis rubra (blacklip abalone)
Lineage: Eukaryota; Metazoa; Mollusca; Gastropoda; Lepetellida; Haliotidae
Product: protein RER1-like
Exons: 7
Coding region: 166-753 (195 amino acids)
Biological process (GO): retrograde vesicle-mediated transport, Golgi to endoplasmic reticulum; protein retention in ER lumen
Cellular component (GO): Golgi membrane
Source: RefSeq, a predicted model, not a curated record